Messenger RNA from Clupea harengus (Atlantic herring), 946 nucleotides. RefSeq names its product mediator complex subunit 21 (gene med21). Gene Ontology annotation, biological process: regulation of transcription by RNA polymerase II. The record is from RefSeq and is a predicted model, not a curated record. Lineage: Eukaryota; Metazoa; Chordata; Actinopteri; Clupeiformes; Clupeidae. Gene Ontology annotation, molecular function: transcription coregulator activity. Gene Ontology annotation, cellular component: mediator complex.
UUGGCCACAUUCUUAUUAGGUGAAACCAAUAGCAUUGCGUGAUGUUACCCAGCUGACACGCUACUCUGAAGAUGGCGGACAGGCUAACGCAGUUACAAGAUGCUGUCAACUCACUUGCUGAUCAGUUCUGCAACGCAAUUGGAGUGUUACAGCAGUGCGCUCCCCCGGCUUCUUUCAGCAACAUUCAAACAGCCAUAAAUAAAGACCAACCAUCGAACCCGACAGAAGAGUAUGCCCAGCUUUUUGCAGCACUGAUUGCAAGGACAGCCAAAGAUGUGGAUGUGUUGAUUGAUUCUCUACCCAGUGAGGAAUCUACUGCAGCACUUCAGGCCGCCAGCCUCCGUCAGCUGGAGGAGGAGAAUCAUGAGGCAGCGGCGCGGCUCGAGGAGGUUGUGUACCGGGGGGACGUGCUGCUUGAAAAGAUACAGAGCGCGCUGGCUGACAUUGCUCAGUCCCAGCUCCGCACCCGAAGUGGAGCCCCCAGCCAGCCUAUACCCCCCGACUCCUGACUGCAGGGGGACUGAUGAUUAUCAUGGACUGCUCUUUUGGGGUGUGACGGGUGGGCUCCAGUAAUUUGUACAGUUUGUAAAAAUAGUGUUGCUUUGGAUUUUUGUACUUGUUUGCAUCUUAGUUUAGAGUCAUGAAAAAUCAUUGUUGCCAUCAACUCUGUGUGUGUGUGUGUGUGUGUGUGUGUGUGUGUGUGUGUGUGUGUGUGUGUGUGUGUGUGUGUGUGUGUGUGUGUGUGUGUGUGUGUGUGUGUGUGUGCGCAAGCAUGCGCUUUCUCUUGAAAGUGCAGUUGCUUGUAACACAGGACUGUCAGUUCUUGAAGAACAAGAAUUGAUCUUCACGGUCACUUACUGAAUGAUUAUGCCAUUACUGCACCACCUGAAAAUCUUCAGUGAGGAGUAAUUGUUAGAGAAAUAAAGUUUUUUUUCUUUUUCUUGAA